Molecule: messenger RNA, 336 nt
Organism: Dibothriocephalus latus
Lineage: Eukaryota; Metazoa; Platyhelminthes; Cestoda; Diphyllobothriidea; Diphyllobothriidae
Source: the annotation of a GenBank genome assembly
GGUAACAAGAUUGGCAAGCCACACACUGUUCCUUGCAAAGUCACGGGAAAGUGUGGCUCCGUUCUUGUACGUCUUAUACCAGCACCAAGAGGAACUGGUAUUGUUAGUGCACCUGUCCCUAAGAAACUUUUGUCGAUGGCCGGUAUUGAGGAUGUUUACACCAGUGCCCGUGGUCAAACUGCAACACUGGGCAACUUUGCCAAAGCCACGUAUGCUGCGAUAAGAAAGACCUACGAAUACCUUACGCCGGACCUAUGGAGUGUUGCACCGACCGAGCCUCAUCCGUACAUCAAGCACGCGGAUUACCUCAGAAGCAUGUCGAAAGCCCUUGCGUAA